CGGGCGCGGGUUGCGGAGGGCCGGUUUGAGGCGGGCACUGCGCGGCGCGGCGCCGGCAUGAGGGAGCUGCCGCCGGGCCCGGGGAUGGAGAGCGACAUCUUGGACGCGCUGGAGGCCUUGGGGUACACGGGUGCCCUGUUGGAGGAGGAAGCCCUGAAUAAAGCAGCAGAAAAUGGAUUGUCUUCACCAGAAUUUUUUGAGCUUUGCGUUUGGUUAGGUUCCCAGAUAAAGUCACUUUGUAAUAUGGAAGAAAGCAUCACUGCAACAGAUGGUGUGAAAGAUAUAGAGAGCUUCCAGCUUGAAAUUAGUGGCUUUCUGAGAGAAAUGGCUUGUCCGUAUUCAUCAUUGAUAUCUGGAGACAUCAAAGAUAGAUUAAGAGAGAAAGAAGAUUGUCUUAAACUCCUAUUAUUUCUAAGUACAGAACUUCAGGCUUUAAAGAUACUGCACAGCAAGAAAAGUAAGGGCUCUCAUUUGGAAAAGCACAAUGAAAUUAUUCAGGAAGUGCAAGCUAUUUGCGAUGCACUGGGUCUGCCAAACUCCCCAUCUUCUGGUAUUCCUCCCUUGUUAACCAGCGUGGAACAAAAGAUAAAGGACAUUCUCUCAAAAGUUAAAAAUAACCAUGUGGGGAAAUCACUGCUAACAAAACCUCUGAACUCUGACCAAGUGGAAAGAUUGGAAAAAAUCAAUGAUGCUCUUUGCAGUGAGUACGAGUGUCGACGGCGGAUGUUAAUGAAGAGGCUCGAUGUGACUGUACAGUCUUUUGGCUGGUCUGACAGAGCAAAGGUAAAAACAGAUGAAAUAGCACGGAUCUAUCAGCCCAAGCGCUAUGCGUUGUCUCCGAAGUCCACCAUUACAUUAGCUCACCUUCUUGCUGCUCGCGAGGAUUUGUCCAAGAUCAUACGAACAAGUAGUGGAUCAACACGGGAGAAAACCGCCUGUGCUAUCAACAAGGUUCUGAUGGGGAGAGUCCCUGACCGUGGAGGCAGACCAACAGAGAUUGAACCACCUCCUCCCGAAAUGCCUCCAUGGCAAAAACGACAGGAAGGUGGUGGAAGAGGUGGCUGGGGAGGUGGUGGUGGUGGUGGAAGGGGUAACUGGGGGGGUGGAGGGGGUAGAGGAGGAGGAGGUGGAGGUUUCAGAGGUGGUGGAAGAGGUGGGGGUGGCUUCCAGGGUGGGGGUGGCUUCCAGGGUGGCGGUGGUUUCCAGGGUGGGGGUGGCUUCCAAGGUGGCAGGGGAGGAGGUUAUGGUGGCAGGGGGGGCUAUAGUGAUCCAUAUGGUGGAAGAGGAGGAGGAGGAUACCGAAGAUACUAAAGUACUGUAAAUCUUGACAGAGUAACUGGCAAGAUACAGUGGUGGUAUUUACUGGUAUUAGGAAUUUAGGUAUGUUGACUUGGGUUUAGGCUAGAAUUAAGUAUGACCAUAUGAAUCAUUUCAUUAGACCAACUGAUGUUCUCACUGAGUUCUUUUAGUUAACUGAACAGAACUUUUAUACUAAAAUCUGAUGACUAAAGUCCUUGGUUUUCGUACUGCUUAUAUGGUGUUUUUUAUUGUCAUGUUAUUUAAAGUAAGUCUCAGAAAACGGAAUAAAACCCUUUCUAAACAAACAAAAAUAUAUUAAUGGUCAGACCUCUCUAAUUACUGCAUGUUGCAUAUCUACUCUCCUGCUCCAAAAUGUUGUGUAGAAAAAACAAAGUAGGCCUAAGAACUAGAUGAAACCACUUUUAAAAGACUCAAGAAUGCUGCUUUUAGGCUUGUUCUUCUUUCAUAGUUUUCAUGUGGGACAUACAAAUGAAUUUUAAUUUCAAAUGUUAAAAUCCUUAAGGCUUUGGUCAAAAUUAUUCAGUUAGAUUCGGUUAUUCUUGCAGAACUUCACAUUAAAGUAACACUGUGAAUUAAUACUUUACACAGGUUAAUCAAAUCAGGUUGUUUUUUGUGUUCAUAAUGUAUCAGACACUCAUUAAAGGUCGGAGCGUGUACUGUAAACUCAUAAUCGUAGUGAGUUUUGAUAGUGUUUUAUUUUCAUUUUACUUGUUUUCCGUUAUUGGUGUUUCAAAAAAAAAAUUUAAGAUCAGAUUGGGCAGAAAACCUGCAGCUGUCAUGUCUGAUAAGAAUUCAUGUGUAUAACCUUGUGUAUCAGCUUUGAGACACAAAGUUUGAAUAAGCUGAGCUUCGUAAAAAAGAACAUGACAUUUCUUCUUGCCUUUUCUUCUUCCCUCUUUUUUUUUUAAAUUUUCCUCUUCUCCCCUGCCUGCUCUGUGUUUGGGAAUCACCAACUGCCUAGUUAAUAAGUUAGUAAGACACCUCAUACAGCAGCUGCCUUUUCUCAGUGAUUUCUUUCUCUCUUACUCUGCCAACCUAAAAGAAGCCCUGUCUUGACAUGGUAUAGGUGCCUUCUCCCUUACAUACACUGUUACUCUAGAAGAAGGAGUGGCUACAGUACUAGAGACAGAAGUCAGCUGUCAUACCAUCAUGGCUGUGUAAAUAUAUGUAGUCAGGAAUUAAAUUUAGAGCUGUCACUUAAAGAAGUGAGUUUGUGCUGCCCAGUAUCUCUCAGAUCUCCCAUGUUGUAAGGCCGCUCCUGAGAACAGAGGUGGAACAGGGGAUGAUGCCUGAAUGUACUCAUGACAGCAUUUAUCAGGGUCAGGUUACUGCAGAGAUUCAGGAAGGCAUCUGAUUAACCUGGUGUGUCUGAUGAUUAAAUAGCACAGCAGACUUGAAGCACUCGUAACUGUAGGCUCAACUGCGGGUUGCACUUUAGGAUUUGAUUUCGGAUUUAUGUUCCUCAGUUAGAAGUUCUUUCUGCACAAAUUUCCUAUCGGUGUUCAUUGGUGUUUUGUUACUUCCAUAAACAUACGUAUCACGUCCUGUUUCACUGGCAACUUUGUGCAUGAAUAUAAAGCUCUGCUCCAAAUCAAAUUAUUAUCUUUCAAAAGUUUUUCUCCUGUUAUUUCCUCUCUCAUCAGUUUGCUUGAGAAUGCUGCUUCUGAUGCGAUAGAUAUGGCUUUACCCAGGCUUUAGGGUCCCAGCAGGUGCCUGACAAAAAGAGGCAGAAGUUUUCCUUGUUAGAAUUUGUUAGCCGGGAUGUGAACUUUUGCAAUAAUGGCUUAAUGUCACCCAACUGCUAACACUAUAGUUCCUUUGCCAAUUUUUUUUCUAUGCUUCUUACUGGCUUAAGCCCUUGGCAGCCUCUGCAAUCUUUAUGGAGAGACCCUCAUGGGUCACGUGGGAGCACAGUACUGGUUGUCUUGAUUCUGAGCUUGGUUUUUGCCUAAGGGUCUGGGAUUGCUCACAAACUGAUGACAUACCAAAUGAGACUGCUGGCCUUGAGUGAAGUGUUGGUCAGCAAAGGAACAGAGAAUAGUUUUUUAACAACCAAAGCCUUAAGAUUAAAUUCUGUUUGCUCAUCCAAAUGUUAUUUUUUGCUACAAGUAAACCAGCAGUCAAGCAUGUGACUUCAUCAAGGAAAUACACUCUGAAAAACAAACUACUUACCUACACUUAAAGGUUUCAUUAGUCUUAGGAUGCAAGGUUGCACGGGUUUAAUUUGGUUUUAACUGCAGAUGUGGAUGUGCCUUGAUGUUUUUACACUCAUCAGUCCAUCCUGUUUGUAGUAGGCAGGACAGUUCUGAAUGAAGUAAAUCAUCAAGUGAAGCAGGUACAUGCCCACUUGAAUUGUAACAGUUAAAUUAUUUCAGUAUCAUAUUUCAAUUAUAUGUAUGUAGACCAUGUAAAAUAUGGAAAUAUAAAUAGGCUGGAGAUUUUUAAUCUGGCCACUUCAGGUUUUUUAAAGUAAUUUCAAAAUGUGAAGCCAGUAGUUGAAAACUAAAGCACCACCAUAUUCCAUGGAGGUAUCCUCUGCUGUCCUCUUGUCAGAAUGUAUGCUUUUAAUUUCUCAAACAAUGCAAUAACAUCGUGAGAGUAAUUGAUUUAAACCUCAAGUUUUGUCUUGAAAAAAAAAAUAUUUUCAAAAAUUCUGUUGUAAGUAAAAGAUUUUCAUAUAUAUGUUUGUGAACAUUUUUGUGUUUAUUCACACUUAGUGAAUACCUAAAUUAAUAUUGUUUUGUUUGUUGAAGAACUGAAAAAAAGGUUGUGGAUUUUUUUCAGGUAUUGAGAGAGAUACUUUUGUUAACAGCUGUAAACACUGAGGAAUAAAGUACUGUAUUUGAAAUUA
Corvus hawaiiensis (hawaiian crow) is the source of this 4171-nucleotide messenger RNA. RefSeq names its product family with sequence similarity 98 member B (gene TSLIG3B). The transcript has 8 exons. Gene Ontology annotation, cellular component: tRNA-splicing ligase complex. The record is from RefSeq and is a predicted model, not a curated record. Bases 58 to 1311 code for a protein of 417 amino acids. NCBI's taxonomy places the organism in Eukaryota, Metazoa, Chordata, Aves, Passeriformes, Corvidae.